Micropterus salmoides (largemouth bass) is the source of this 5225-nucleotide messenger RNA. RefSeq names its product vomeronasal type-2 receptor 1. Gene Ontology annotation, biological process: G protein-coupled receptor signaling pathway. Bases 1307 to 4528 code for a protein of 1073 amino acids. The record is from RefSeq and is a predicted model, not a curated record. Gene Ontology annotation, molecular function: G protein-coupled receptor activity; olfactory receptor activity. Gene Ontology annotation, cellular component: membrane. NCBI's taxonomy places the organism in Eukaryota, Metazoa, Chordata, Actinopteri, Centrarchiformes, Centrarchidae. The transcript is spliced from 13 exons.
CAUAAAUUAGCCUACACUAGAGGCAAACUGUCCCGUUGUCUUGCUAGACAAAUUAAACACCAAAUAAAGUGAAACCACACUGAAAUGAAAAGGCCGCAAAACGCAGUGGACAAUUAUGAAAUCAAGAUCACUUUUAAAGUAAGUUUUAAAAAAAAAAAAAAAAAAAACAACUUUCUAGUUAAUGGUUAAUUAACCAUUUUUAAAUGACAUAACUACUAUAUAUGCUUUUACAGAACUUGAUGGAAAUGGUAAAAUAGUUUAAUACGUUCUCAUUCCUUUUCCCAAUUUCUUAGUGCUCUUGCUAUUGAAUUUUUUUUAACUUACUUCCAUUGCAGCUUUAUGUGGUUUGAAAAUGUUCUUAUACCGACUGUAGGCUACUAUAAAAAAUGAUUACUUACAGUAAGUAUCACAGCAGUUUUGUUAAGCACGGGAAGCGUAGUCUGUGUCACUACACUGAAAAGUCCUUAGUAUUAAUGUUGUGGUUUUUAUUUAAAGUACGCAGACAAACAACUUGCUGGGGUGUUGAGGGGAAUUCCCUUUUUUUCCUUUUAACCACGUGCCUCGUUGAAAUGAGUACAGUAGUGUUUUGGUAAAUUACUGUACAUGGCCUAAUAGAUUUCUCGCAGAGCUCAUCAGUAUCAGAUAUCUCUCGUGGCUGAGACAGAUCACAAGGGCACAGUCACACACUCGCGCAUACACUGAAGCCUUUAAUUUGUCAUCAGCUACUAUUCAAGAAAUACAUGAGAAUAUCCAACUCCUUUUUAAGAUGCCUUCUGUGUGACAACUUCCCUUUAGUAUAAUUCCAUGUAAUAAUAGCGACGUACAACUAACAACCAAAUUGUUGAAAGAAGUUUAGACUGUAAUUUGAUUUUAAUAAGAGCCUAUAAGUGCGCAGUCGGCCCAACCAGCACUGGUCCCUUUGUGUGGCGGGAGGUUCAGGUGUGUGUUUCUCCCCGCUGACUGAGAGACAAGAGCAGACAAGUUCAGUCACCCAUCAACACACCUCAGACCCACACUCAGGGGACAAGGCACGAUUUGGGAACAGUAGCCAUGCCGCAAUGUUGCGUAAAUACUAUACAAGUCACCACACGCAGCUGCCAAUUAACUCCUGGCCUGUGGCAGAAUUAUCCCUUGCAGCUGACCUGCGUGCAGACUAAUAAACUGAUGUAUUUACAGGAGAAAAGAGAGCGCGAGAACAGAGGGAAACCAAAUGAAAUGAUGGGAUGUUUCUUCGAAUUUAUUUGACAUAGAAGUGUUUGUUGGUGCAUACUUUGUGCUCUUGGAGGGAGACAAAACCAGUGUAACCAUGGUUUUGAACCACACUUACACCAUUAAUGAGAGAAUUAUGCUAUGGUAUUUACUAAAAAUAAACAAAGUCCUUCUUGUCUAUGUUUCACAUGGCAUAAAGAUCAGUAGGCUAUGCCCUCCUCUUCAUUUUGCACAGUUGAAUCUGUUCUCAGGUUGCCUCGUGCUGCACAUCUCCCUUGAGGGUAUAUUAGACACCUGUCACACUUUGCUGUUGCCUUUCCUCGUCUGCCACAGCGAGAGCUCUCCCGUCUCCUUUCUGCGUCUACAUAGCAUGGAAAUCGGUCGUUUUUUGCUUGUGCUAUGUGCCUUCUUCUAUUUUGACAGAUCUGUUUCAGCAGAGUCCACAUGCAAGCUGAAGGCCAAGUUCAACCUGAGCGGCUACAAGAAUGUAGAGAAGAAGAAGGUCGUUGUUGGCGGGAUGUUUCCUGUUCACAACCGUGUCGCUUCCACUGAUGGCAAUACUUCAAGGGUGCCCGUCUCUUCGGGUUGUGAGGGGUUUAACUUCCGUACCUUCCGCUGGACCCAGACCAUGCUGUUUGCCAUCAACGAAAUUAACAAUAGGAACGACCUGCUGCCCAACACCGACCUGGGAUAUGUCAUCUAUGACUCCUGUUUCACCAUCUCCAAGGCUGUGGAGGGCACCCUCACCUACCUGACGGGCCAAGACGAGGCCGUACCCAACUACCGCUGCGGGACAGGGCCUCCGCUGGCUGCUCUAGUGGGUGCUGGGGGCUCCGAUCUGUCCAUUGCCACUGCGCGGAUUCUUGGACUUUAUCACUUCCCACAGGUCAGCUAUUGUUCAACUUGCUCCGCCCUGGAAAGCAAGUUCCAGUUCCCCACCUUCCUGAGGACCAUUCCCAAUGACAAGCACCAGUCUACAGCUAUGGCUCAGCUGGUGCUACACUUUGGCUGGACCUGGGUGGGCACCCUGGCUGCCAAUGAUGAUUACGGCAAGUAUGGCAUCAAAAGCUUCAAGGAGCAGGUGGAGGAAGCUGGCGUCUGCAUCUCAUUCUCGGAGACGCUGCCCAAGGUGAACAGUUCAUCCUUUCGGUCUGUAUUUCUCUAUCCCACCUCUUGUUCUGCAUCACAGUUAAUUUCUGUUGGAAAAAUUAAUAUUGUGUUCAAACAACUUAAGGUGAGUUCCCCAAAGGACAUCCAGCGUAUCGUUCAAACUGUAGUUGAGUCCACGGCCAAGAUCAUUGUGGUCUUCUCAUCAGACGUGGACCUCAGUCCUCUUAUCUAUGAGCUGCUCAGGCACAAUGUGACCAACCGCACCUGGAUCGCCAGCGAGGCCUGGGUCACCUCCAGUCUCAUCAACCAGCCUGGGGUGAGCUCACUUCUGGGUGGCACCUUGGGCUUUGGGGUAAAAAGAGCCACCAUUCCUGGUCUUCAGCGCCAUCUACUGGAUCUGGACCCCUAUGAUGACCCACUCACUGAGGAAUUCUGGGAGACGGUGUUUAACUGCACAUUGGACUAUGGCAAAGCUUUGAGGCAGGCCAAACUGACGGCCAAGGAGGUUAACGGCACGCUCUCCAGGGCAGUCAAGGGGGUCCCUGAUGGGCUGUGUAGAGGAACUGAGUCUCUGGCACAGCUCAAUAACACCUACUCUGAUGUCUCCCAGUUACGAAUCACUUACAGUGUGUACAAAGCUGUGUACGCUGUGGCCCACGCCUUGCACAACCUGGAGCACUGUGAGCAGGGACAGGGGCCAUUCAACGGGAAAGACUGUGCUGACAUAACAAACUUUGAGCCAUGGCAGCUGAUGUACUACAUGAAGAACGUGCGUUUCAAAGUGCCGCACACGGGCGAAGAGAUCUACUUUGAUGAAGGGGAUGUAGAGGGCUUCUAUGACAUUUUAAACUGGCAGUUCAAUAGUAACGGGGAGAUAUCCUACAUCACUGUGGGACACUACAAUGGCUCGGCAGCCCCAGAAGACAGGAUGAAAUUAAUGAAUGACUCCAUUGUGUGGAACAAUGAAGUGUUGGAGCCUCCUCGGUCAGUGUGCAGUGAGAACUGCCAGCCGGGCACCAGGAAGGGGAUCCGGCAGGGAGAGCCAGUCUGCUGCUUUGACUGUAUCCCGUGUGCCGAUGGAGAGAUCAGCAACACAACUAAUGCUCGCGAAUGUAUCCUGUGCAGUGAAGACGACUGGUCCAAUGAUGCUCAUGAUACCUGUGUACCAAAAAUCAUUGAGUUCUUGGCCUUUGGAGAGCCACUGGGGAUCACUCUCAUCAUCAUCUCAGCCAUCGGAGCUCUUCUCACCAUUGCUGUUGCGGUGGUGUUUGUUGUGCACAUUGGCACCCCUCUGGUGAAAGCCAAUGAUGCUCUGUUGAGUUUCUCGCUGCUCUUCUCACUGCUGGUGACCUUCCUCAGCUCCAUCGUCUUCCUUGGAGAGCCUCAGAACUGGAGCUGCAUGACCAGCCAAGUAGCCCUGGCUCUGGGCUUUGCUCUCUGCCUUUCCUCUAUCAUGGGUAAGGCUGCAGUGUUGAUGAUGAGAGCUCAGGCUCUGAAAGCAGCCCGUGUCAGAAACAAAGCAGCUGCUAAAGCUGCAAAGGCUGCAGCUGAAGCAGCAGCUAGCAGUGGCAACCCUGAUGUCAUUGUAACCAACACAAAUAACAACAAUGACGCCACUGUUUGUGAAGUUGACAUGCUCACGUGUGCACAACAGAGGGCGAUAGCUGCUGCUGCAACAUUAAUACAGGCUAUAGCGUGCACAGUGUGGCUCAUCAUCAUUCCUCCGCACCCAUUCAAGAACACCUCUGCACAGAAUAUUAAGAUUAUCCUUGAGUGUGAUGAAGGCUCUGUGGUUUUCAUCUGUUGUAUCUUUGGCUAUGACAUCCUGCUGGCUCUUCUGGCCUUCAUCUUUGCCUUCAUAGCCCGCAAACUGGAGGACCACUUAAGUGAGGCGAAGUGUGUGACCUUCGGCAUGCUGGUCUUCUUCAUCGUGUGGAUCUCCUUUGUCCCGGCUUACCUCAGCACACGUGGCAAGUUCAUGGUUGCCGUCCAGAUUUUUGCCAUCCUGGCUUCCAGCUUUGGCCUGCUGACCUGCAUCUUCCUGCCCAAGUGUUACGUCCUUUUGGUCAAACCUGAACGCAACACAGAGGAGAUGAUGAGGCCCCGCGCCAAACUGCGGGAUGGGACCUCGACUGGGACCUUAGCCUCAUUCACUACAGCUGCUACUGACGUCAAUAAUACGAUUGCAUCCACUGCUAUUGAUGAUUAGUGGAGCAGUCCUAAGAACUAAAUCCAUCCACAAUACUGAAACCAUAAAAUAAUGUAGAUGGCAGAUGUGCCUCUGCUAUAUUGGGCUACUGGUCCAGUUGAUUAGGAUUCCUAGUCUUGCUAUUCACAUUUAUUUUAUAAUCACCUUGUUUGGUCUAUAAAUAAUAGACAGGCGAUUUCUGUAUAUUAUUUACAAAAUAUUUUUAUUUACACUGAUCAAAUGUGUGUCAAGUUAAGUGUACCUUCAGAUGCAUUAGAGCUGAAUGCAAUAAGCAAAUACAUGAGGGAAGAAAUCUGCUACCUCUUUUUUUGAUUACUAAAUGUCUCAAAAAUGCAUUUUCAAAAACAUUACUAUUUCAGAAAAUAAAACUGGUGAUCUUUUGACUUUACCCACUUUACUAGAUGUAUGUAAGUCCUGCUAACAGAUAUUUAAACAAGGUCAGACGCUGCUGUUGUUUCAGUUGUGGUAGUGGAAUUAAAAUUAAGGCAACAUUUACCUCAGAUUUUGUCCUGUUGUAUAUCUAGUGGCAAAUCAAUUUCAAACACAUCUGGCAAUUUUUUAAAUUCAAGCCCAUUAGCUGAUGUUGUUCCAAUCAAAAUGUUUACACUAACAUCUCAAUGUGAUACAAAUUAAUGCAACUCCGUUAGCAUAAUACAUUUCCUCAAAAUAUAAUAAAUGUUAUUUUCAGUCACUAUAA